AUGCGAGAGCAGUCUCUCGACCGCGAAAUCAAAAGCACAGCAGCCGCGUCUAUCACUACUUCUCAGACAGUCCUAAACGCGACAACCACAAGUGAUUGA
Molecule: messenger RNA, 99 nt
Organism: Colletotrichum lupini
Lineage: Eukaryota; Fungi; Ascomycota; Sordariomycetes; Glomerellales; Glomerellaceae
Exons: 2
Coding region: 1-99 (32 amino acids)
Source: RefSeq, a predicted model, not a curated record